AUGGGGAAUGUUGAUAAUAGUAUUAUAAGCAGCACUUUGAGGACUGUAAAGUUGGAAACCCAAUACCUGAUCUCCACUAAAUUGUUGCCUUUUCACAUCUCUGUAACAGCAGUCCAAUCGAUAGCCAGUUCAAAAAAAUCUUCCAUUUCCUGCUAUCUCUUUUCCUUGCAAACCUUCCGUGAAAACCUCUUCAAUCUGGGUGCCUCGGCCAUCUUUCCUCUUGUUCGGGUCUAUUGUAGACUAUUACUGCUCCCUCCAGGACUGUCUUCGAGGCUAAAAUCUCGCCCAUCAAUCCCCGAACCACCAGACCCGAAGCCGAUUUGGAAAAUCUUCCGUCGACAGCUGCGUCAAAAUAAAUUGCUACCCUUGUGUUCCCUUCAUGUUGUCUCUGCCUUCUAUCAACAUCUGAGAUUGUCCAUGAUGAAUAAGAUUAGCAGUCAGAACUGCAUGAUGAAUAAAUCUACUUAAUAUAUAUUUAAGGUCAGGGAAUAGCUGUUUCAAAUUACUUGAACACUUAGCUGUUUUCAUUUAAUCUACAGUUAAUAUAUUUAGGGCCACUUUCCUUAUACAAGUGAUGUUUGAUUUUCUUUUUUAAAGGAAAAAUGCAGUUUGUAUGGCAUUGUUGUGUGUUUUCUAAUAGAAUCGAAAGUGAGAGACUUUGGGAUCAAUUAACAGCAAUUUUAACUAGAAGAACAUGGUCAUAUUUGGAGUGAAAAGUCUCGCAUUUUAUCUGGUGCUAAGGUGGUGCAUAUUAGUCUGUCCAUGGAUCAAUGCAUAUUUGGUUUUCUUUUCACACUGCUAGGUGCUUGCACUCAUCAGUAAGGAUCGGGGUAGAUUUUCUUUAAAAUAGUUGACUGGAGCUCCUCGAUGAACUUAGUUGGAAUUGUUUGUGUGCUGGUGCUUAUAUGAUUUGGAAAUGGAUUUUGAUUGAAAU
Gossypium raimondii (Peruvian cotton) is the source of this 934-nucleotide messenger RNA. RefSeq lists its product as uncharacterized. The record is from RefSeq and is a predicted model, not a curated record. The coding region runs from base 1 to 468 and encodes 155 amino acids. The transcript is spliced from 4 exons. NCBI's taxonomy places the organism in Eukaryota, Viridiplantae, Streptophyta, Magnoliopsida, Malvales, Malvaceae.